GUCUGGGACAAAAGUGAAAAUGGAGAUUGGCAUUGCACUGCCAGCUGGAAGACACAUAGUGGAUCUGUGUGGCGUGUGACAUGGGCCCAUCCUGAAUUUGGGCAGGUCCUGGCUUCCUGCUCUUUUGACAGAACAGCAGCUGUAUGGGAAGAAAUAGUGGGAGAGUCAAAUGAUAAACUCCGAGGCCAAAGUCACUGGGUAAAGAGGACCACUCUAGUAGACAGUAGGACAUCUGUUACAGAUGUGAAGUUUGCUCCCAAGCAUAUGGGUCUUAUGUUAGCAACCUGUUCAGCAGAUGGAGUUGUAAGGAUUUAUGAAGCUCCAGAUGUGAUGAAUCUCAGUCAGUGGUCACUGCAGCAUGAGAUCUCAUGUAAGCUAAGCUGCAGUUGUAUUUCUUGGAAUCCUUCAAGCUCUCGAGCACAUUCUCCAAUGAUAGCUGUAGGAAGUGAUGACAACAGUCCAAAUAUAUUGGCUAAGGUUCAAAUUUAUGAAUAUAAUGAAAAUACCAGGAAAUAUGCAAAAGCAGAAGCUCUGAUGACAGUCACAGAUCCUGUACACGAUAUUGCAUUUGCUCCAAAUCUGGGGAGAUCCUUCCAUAUCUUAGCUGUAGCAACCAAAGAUGUACGAAUUUUCACACUAAAACCUCUAAGGAAAGAAUUGACUUCAUCUGGAGGUUUAACGAAAUUUGAAAUUCAUAUUGUGGCACAGUUUGAUAAUCACAACUCCCAGGUGUGGCGAGUGAGCUGGAAUAUUACAGGCACAGUGCUUGCCUCUUCUGGAGAUGAUGGCUGCGUUAGGCUCUGGAAGG
Messenger RNA from Phaethon lepturus (White-tailed tropicbird), 808 nucleotides. It is a transcript of the gene SEH1L, whose product is annotated as SEH1-like (S. cerevisiae). The record is from RefSeq and is a predicted model, not a curated record. Gene Ontology annotation, molecular function: protein binding; structural molecule activity. Lineage: Eukaryota; Metazoa; Chordata; Aves; Phaethontiformes; Phaethontidae. Gene Ontology annotation, biological process: cellular response to amino acid starvation; positive regulation of TORC1 signaling. The annotation marks the transcript as partial. The transcript has 6 exons. Gene Ontology annotation, cellular component: Seh1-associated complex; nuclear pore outer ring.